Messenger RNA from Saccostrea cuccullata (small rock oyster), 8746 nucleotides. RefSeq names its product homeobox protein 5-like. The transcript is spliced from 7 exons. The coding region runs from base 279 to 7538 and encodes 2419 amino acids. The record is from RefSeq and is a predicted model, not a curated record. Gene Ontology annotation, molecular function: serine-type endopeptidase inhibitor activity. NCBI's taxonomy places the organism in Eukaryota, Metazoa, Mollusca, Bivalvia, Ostreida, Ostreidae.
CGUGCUUGUCUGUAAUGUUACUUUAUUUCCCUGUGAAUGGAAAUUAGAAUUAUACUCGAACACGAGUUUCGCCGACGCCCAUUUUCGUUGCCAAAGUUAGGAAUCGUCAGACAGGCUUGAUAAAUUUCCACGUCAAAAACUAGACAUUAAUCUGCUAAAUAGGAACACGUUCCUUAUAAGGAUGGAUUCCGCUAGUGUUUACAUGUAGAUUUGAGUGGGUCUUAAUUAUUUUUCCUGUCUUGGAGUUAAGAGAGUAAAGCAAUAGAAGUAAGGAAGAGAUGGGGAGAGUCAUCACCACUGUAGCUUGCGUAAUCUUCCAGAUAAGUUAUGCAAUUGGACAGUUGCAGCCAUUUUGUGAAGAUCCUGCGGACAGAGGGCACUGUAACAAGUUAGAACUGCGAUACCGAUUUAACGAGGACAGUGAAUACUGCGAGACGUUCUUGUAUGGAGGUUGUGGCGGAAAUAAAAAUAAUUUCAAAACCGUCGGCGAAUGCGCAAAAGCAUGCGUGGAUGAACCAAAGGGAUCAAUAUGCGAGUUCCCACCUGAUGCCGGCUCGUGUUUCCACGCCACUCUCCUGCGCUAUUAUUAUGACGAAGAGACGGAAAGUUGCAAGAUAUUUUAUUACAGUGGUUGUCAAGGAAACGAAAAUAAUUUCUUGACGGGAGAGGCCUGCAAGACAAAAUGCGAGGCGUUAACCAUUGAACCGUUACCUGCCGGAUCAAACCAAGGAUCUGGUUAUCAGUGGAAUGACCCUGGGAGUGGAAGUAACUCCGGAAAUAACUGGAACUCUCCAGCCCCCACCAAAAGUGUUAACUGGAAUAACCCCCGACCUACGAACGUGGUGAACCGAGGAUGGGGCAGUCAUUACAACAACAACAAUAAUAAUAAUAACAACCACAAUAACAAUGGACCACCAAAUAACCACCACAACUACAAUGGACCACCAAAUAACGGACCACCAAGGCAAGGACCGCCACCACAGUAUGACUUCAACAGUGGAAAUUCACACACCAGUAACCCUCACAACAAUAACAACCACCAUCAAAAUAACCAUAAUAACAACCAACAUAGAUAUAAUACACCAAAUCAUAACUAUAACCGAAACAAUAACCAGCAUUCAUCCCAUUCUACUCCUAAUGGGGGAGGAGGUAGUUCAUUAACUUUUGUAGAGAACGACCCAAAUAAUCAAAGACCCAAUAACCUUCCACCUGGGAUAAAGCCCCCGGAAAUGAGUGAAUACAAUGGUAACUCCCCCUGGGAUAGUGGAGGGUGGAAUAAGAAUGGUUGGAAUAGCAAUCCAAACCAUAACGUCAACAAUGGAAACUCUAACAAUGGUGGAAGCUCCUGGAGGUCCAACGAGUCUAGAGGUCCUCCCAACCAAGGCAAUAAUAACAACAAUGGUUGGAAUAAUCCGAAUAAUAAUAACAACCAAGGAGGAAGUGGGGGAGAUCCCUGGAAUCACUCAAUGUCUUUUAAAAGGAGAGUGGGAGCCCAGCAUAGUAAUCGUCAUUCAAAUAAUGCCGAUCCAUCAGCUGCUAACCAGCCGAACACCCAGGCGUCAUGGCAAGGUCAAUCAAAUGGAUCGCCAUGGGGUGGAUCUCAGUCAAAUAGCUGGAAUUCCAAUGGUGGACAAAACAACCAGUUUGGUCCGAUGUCCCCUGGAGCUCAUCUCAGGCGACGAUUCGAUGGGUUUACACCUCAUACAACCACUUUAGAGGAUGAUCACGUUUUCACUACUGCAACUCCACCGGAGACAACUCCGCCUUAUAAUUACAAUUAUAACCGACCAUCACAUGGCAGCGAUAAACACAGUCACAUCUAUAACUGGGAUAGCCCUCCAAAUCAACCACCAACUAACAGUCCUCCUAACACUGUACCGCAAACUUAUAACAAAAAUGACGCUCCACACCCUCUCCCAAACAGUGGUCAACCGUUUCCCCCAAAGAAGAGCAAUAACUUUCAAAACCAGCAUGUCAAACCACUUCCACCCGAACCAAGUUAUAAUUAUCAGAAGUUUGAUCAGAGCAAUUCAAACCAGAAAAAGACACCGAGAAGAAAGUUUGCACCGGACUGGCUUCAGUCAGAAGAGAGUUCUUCCAUUAACCAGCAGAGUCCGAAUCCCCCUACCACCACUCCAUUCCCCCAACCUCCACCAGCUCCUAGUAACAAUCUCCCUCUUCCGCAGAAAACUUCCUGGGACAACAUGUUUCGAAGAAAGAAGGAGAUGACAGCAGCCUUUAAGCAGGCAGAACCGACUCAGGUAGCAUCAUAUGAUUUCGAAGUUGGUUCAUCUAGUAAAUCAAAUGUCGACAGCGGAUUACAUCAAACACAUAGUCAAGAACAGACGGUUCAAACACACAAAAAUACACCACUGCAUCAAAAAGAAAACAUUGGUGCUUCAAAUGCAAACGUGAAUCAGUAUGAUUUUGAGGCAAAUACCAAAAAAGGAAAUAAACAAGAAAGUAAAAUACAACACCAUCAAACAGCAAACGUUCCUCAAAAUUCCAAUCAUAACAUUAACAGUUAUGAUUUCGAAGCAAAUUCAAAUGUUGCACCAGAAGUAUCUAGAUUUCGUAAAGAAGAAAAUUCUAAAUCAAACCAGGACUUUCGACGAGAAAAUGCCAGAAGAAUGUUUGAUAUGCACCUUAGGAAAGGUGAUACAACCAUUGGCAAUUCUCAGCAGCUAAGAGAUAACUUUCAACCAACAAAUGCCCCAGUCAAUUCUCAAAUGACAUCAUUCAAUAGUAUACAACAACACCCAUCUCGGGAAAAACAAUUAAGUAGAUCCGAAGGGAUCCAAAGCGAGAAAACAAAUAGUAAUUUUGAUAAUGCUUUAAAAUCGAAACAAAGCAAUCUACCAGGGUCUAGUAACGAUAGAUGGAAUAAUCCGGAUAAUAGUUUCGAUUCUUUCUUGAAGCCAAAAACGCAUGGAUCAACAUCUAGUUCAUCUAAUGAUAGAAAUUUCAACUCUUUUCUAAACUCUCAUAAAAAUGAUAUACCAAAGCCUGAAAAUUCUCAAGGGAAUGGGCUAAAAAGGAAUAGUGCCGAACAUAAUCCAGUUGACAACAUUAACCCUAACAACAACUUCGACGGUUUUCGCAGAAGAAAUACAAAAAACAUACCUAAUGGACAUGACUCAAAUAGAAACAGAGCUGAACAUAAUCCAAUUCAAAAUACUAAUCCCCAUAGCAAGUUCGACGAUUUUCGCCGAAGAAAUACAAAUGAUUUACCUAAUUUUGAAAGUUCUAAAGGACAUGAACCAAACACAAACAGUGCAGAACAUAAUCCAAUUCAAAAUGAUAAACCUAACAACAACUUUGAUGGUUUUCGCCGAAGAAAUACGAAUGAAAUACCGAUUUCUGAAAAACUCCAAAGACAUGAGCCAAAAGGAAGGAGUUUUGAACAAAAUCCCAUUCAACAUACUAGUCCACACAACAACUUUGACAGUUUUCGCCGAGGAAAUGCUAAUGAAAUACAAAAAUCUGAAAGUUCUCAUGGACAUGAUCCAAAAAGAAACAGUGCAGAUCAAUAUCCGAUUCAUAAUAAUAAUCAUCACAACAGCUUUGACGGUUUUCGCCGAAGAAAUACAAAUAAUAUACCGAAAACUGAAACAUUCCAAAGACAUGGGCAAAGUGGAAAGAGUCCUGGACAAAAUCCAAUUCAUAAUAUUGAUCCACACAACAGUUUCGACAGAUUUCGCCAAGCAAAUGGUCCCAGUUUUACAAACCACAGAGAUAAGAAAACUAUGCAUAAUGAGCAACAUACCUCAGAGUUCAACUCUAUUGGAGACAAAAAGCAGAAGCUUACAGAUAUGAGACAUGCAGAAAAUAGUAACUCUCAUUCUCAUGUAGAGCAAAGUCAUACACAAGUCCCAGGGCAGACUGAGCGACAUGUCUAUAAUUAUAGUAUGUUUCAAGAAACCAGUUCUUCUAAAUCAGAUCAGGACACAUCAGGUCCCAGAAACGUAUUUGAUUUAUCCGGAACACACACUGCUCAAUAUCAACCAACACAACCACCAACGAGACAAACUGUGUUGUCAGGUGGAAAUCAUUAUGCAGAGGUUUCACCUUCCCUAGGGCAAGGUCAAGCGCCAACUUCAAGACCUGGAUUUGGAAUAUCUCGCCCUUCACAUGAAAGCAUGAUAGACUCUACAAAUCAAAUUUCCAAUACAGAACCAUUUAGUCUGACGACAUCAAAACACCAACCACAUUACUCGGGCCACUCAAAUAACCAUAUGCAAAAUAAUGGUCAGCAAAGCAAUUCGUGGAAUGAUCAAAUAUCUCCUCUGGACUCUAAUUAUCUACCACCAACUGACCUUCCUGUUGACUAUACUGAGUCAACGCAACAACCUGUCACUCAGUACAGUGAUCCUGGUAUUCAAGACACGUUAGGAUUAAAUGUAAAUGGUAGCAGUAAUUUGGAGAAACUACUCGGCCAAAUGAUGCCAUCAAAGGGAACUACCAAAAUCCCUAUAGGAUUUAUUCUUACACAUAAACCUUUCACCGAUAGCAUUGAAAUGCAGAAAAGGUUCCCUUUGUUGUAUGAAAAAGUUAUUAAACCACUAAAUUCGAGAGGAAAAGUAGCAAAGAAUUUUCAAACUAACAAUGAAGUAAAUGUAAAUGGAAACUAUCAGCAGUCCAAUAUGGACAAAAAUGCUGAAACGCACUCAAGGAAUGGUCACAAUUCUAAUCAUAUGGAUAAUGAUGGAAUACCAGAAAGUAAAAUAGUGUACAAUAAUGCGGCUUCCAAACCUCAACAAGGUCCAGCACAAUUUAGCAGAGUUAAGCCUAGUGAACAUAAUAAACAGUCUUCUAAUCAACAUAUUCACCAUCUGAGAGCACAUGGACACCAAAGUAUACAACAGGAGCAUAAGUCCUGGGAACAACAAAGCCAUUCUAGAGGAAUUCAUGAUCAACAACAACAAUCAAAUCAGCAACAACAUUCAAAUCAACAUGCUCAGCAACCAAGUCCCCAAAGUCGACGACAACAAUUUAUGGAAGCAAGUCGUAAUCAACAUCAACAAUUUGAAAGGCGUCAACAAUUUAAUCAACGUGAAAAUCAAGUAUAUCAAAGAACAACAGCAAGUCCAAUAGAACCCACUACACAAAUGUAUACAAAAAAUACAUACCCACCAAUAUUUAACAUGCUAGUUAGAAACUCAAUGCCUCCGACACAGACACCGCAACCGGAAACAAUGCAUCACAAGCAAUCAGAAAAUUUACAACCAUUUUCUAAACACACUGAGGUGACCUACUCAACUAAAACCAUCAACAAUUUAGACACACCAGCAGCAUCUUUCGUCGGACAAAACUCUUUACGGCUUGGAGGCCCUUCCUUCAAUCCUGUUCACGAAAAUGUUAAGUUCGGGAAUCAAAUAUCAGGACCAAUUCUGGACAGCGUACCAGAACUUCAACUUUAUGAAACUAGAGAACCUGUAAUACCAUUUGCAAUGAUCUCUAACAACAAAUCAAAAAUAGCAGAUGGUCAAGUACAACAUUCUCAGAAUAUCCUAAUGGACAAAGACGAAAGGAAUUCAAUGAAAAUGUCCAGCAUCGACCCAUAUUACUCAAAAGAUAUUAUGUCUGGGACCAAAAUAGAAAGAAUAUCGACAUUGACACCAGCAAAGACGGAGGCUACAUAUUCUAUGGUUCCAACUGCACCAACAACAACACCACCGCUGAUUGAAAGGGUGCAACAUGCCUCUCAUAACCGCAAAAGCGUUCAGAGUAACCAUGAAUCAGCCUUCGGUCGAUUUGGUGAUUUGAACCAAUACCGACAGCAAGCAAAUAAUAUGCAAUCUGAUCAAAACGGAAACACUGGACAUCAUAUCCAAGACAGACAUAAGCAAACUAUUCUACAAUCACAAAAUAAUAAUCAACAAGAUCCACUGAGCAAUUUGCCUAACUCGCAUCAGGUUGAUCAAAGAGAGAAUACAGGAAAACGUCUUCUACAAAAUGGGCAUCAUCAAAUUCGAAAAACAAUGCACAUUACAGUAUCUCUGAAGAGUACACAGUCGCCUCCUUCAGCCGUUCUAGGAAUCCAGAGUCAGAGACACUCUUUCGAUUCACAUGGUCAGCAAUCUCCCGCUUCUAAUGCAGCUGAAGGGCAAACAUCUGCACAAGAUAUCACAUCCGAUCAACACCCGAUUAGAAAUUUCCACAGAAUGUCUCACAAUCGAUGGAAUAAUCACAGAUCAAAUUCAGGAUUUGCAAUUAGUCCUAUGAAACGAGUGCACAAUAGCAAGUUAAAUCAGCAAUCCCAUCAAGUGUCAAAAUCUUCAGAGUCAAAUAAUCGCCAUCUUUUGUCUCAAUCACAAGAUAAGGUUGCUUCCUCUGCAGCAAUGAAUCAACAAAACGGUCAAUUCAAAGACCAAGUGGUUCAAACACAUUCUUCGGUCAGAACACAACAUGUUAAUCGCCAUCAAUCUCUGUCCAGUUCUAACCAAGCCGGAAGAAACCAUGUUCAAAACACAAGGGAAAGACAUAAUAACAGAAAUAUCGAUCAACAAAAAAUUGAAGCACCUCUAAAGGAAGAUCCUUUAGCAGAUACAGGAUUUUACAUUUCGUCUCCAAGGAAUCGUGGAACUUCUUCGAAAGGAUCAGCUAAACAUGACAAUAAUGAAAUUAACAAAUCCAUUUCAAAAUCUGAGCCAUCGGUAGAAAAAACACCUGUUCCAGCACCUACACAAGGGUAUCUUAAUUUCAUGGCUGACUUUGGGGGUAUGGAUAGAAUUUUAAAUCAAGGAAAGGGUGCUUUAAUAAACAGAGGGUUGUCUUCGGAAAGAAAUGAACAAAAUCAUAAACCUGAAGGGACAUCCUCCUUAACAAGACAAACUAAUAGGUUGCAAACUAUGCAAAACACGGAAAACAACAACCAACAAAUCUCAGCGUCUCAAAACCUUCCUUCUGUAAAUAGCAGACAACAGACUUUCAGUCGAUUUCAAAGAAGACAAGGUUCAUUUGGAGGUUUCCAGAGAAGAACGAUGAACGUUCCCGCCAAAACCACAACGACAACCACCACCACUGCUGCUCCUGUAGUCCGCCAACAACAAACUUCUCAGACAAGAAACCGUCAGUGCUACCUCCCAAAGGCAGAGGGCCACUGUCGUAGAUAUCAGACGGCUUAUUACUUUGAUGUAACGAGCAAUGAGUGCAAGACAUUUUUGUAUUCGGGAUGUUAUGGCAAUGCCAACCGAUUCAAUACCAGAACCCGCUGCGAGCAGGCUUGUCUGCAAAAUCAAGUGUCUUCAAGCUCAACCAACACAAAUUCUCAGAAGACACAUUCCCAAACAUCAAACUCUCAAACCUCAAAUUCACAUAUACAGAGUGCUCAGACAUCAAAUUCACAGACAAAAGCUUCUCAGACAUCCAUCUGUAGAAUGGCGCAGGACCGGGGAACCUGCCGGAAGUGGACCACUAGAUAUUACUAUGAUCCUAACAUACAGAACUGUCGCUCUUUCUGGUUCGGCGGAUGUGGGGGAAACGAAAAUAAUUUCUCUACAAAGUCGGAAUGUCAGCGGCGAUGUUACGGGUCUUGAUGAAAAAACAAUGUUAAUUCAGACUUUGUGCAAUCAAUUUACAAUCAAUACCCCACUCGGCACACCUCGGUCCUGAUUCGUAACUCUUAUUUGAUGUAGGCAAUGAAAGGAUCCGAGGUUUACCGAUUGUUUUACAUGAUAAAUGGCUGCUUUUGUUUUUGGAUUGUAGUAGAGUAGCCGGAUUCUGGGGAAAUAGGAGAUUUGAUCAUUUGUGUUUGCUACCUCAUAGAAAAAAAUAUUACAUGUGUCAUCAAAUAGCAAGACGUAUCAUGUGAGAGCAACAAUGAGGAGUUUAAUAUACAAUCAAGUACAACUUAAGAUUAAAAAAACUUAUUUAAACAAAUUGAGGAAAAUUGAAUAUGUUUAAUAUAAAAGUUGGUAUGAACCAUUACAUAGGAAUUCACAUUUAUCAGAGACAUGAUACAAGCAAUUUUCAGAAAGUGGUAAUAUUUAUCUAUUUCUCCUAAGUCAUAAUCAGUCACCAUUCAUCUACAUUCUAAAAACCCUUACAAAUGUGUAAAUAACUGAAGAAAAGGUCAGAGGAGGUGUAAGUACUGUCAAUUAAAUGUAAUCAUGUUAAACUGUUAUGUAUUUAUUUCAAAUGACCCUGCAUUUGAUCUUGUCUUGAAGGUGACAAACAACAGAGAAAUACAACUGGAAGUCACAAUAUUUAGGACAAUGAUAUAUCUAGGGCAUAUGUUGAUUGAAGUUUCUCUAGCAUUUUUCCCUAAAAAAAAAAAUCAAUCAUAGUAAUCGAUCUUUUUUAUUAUACAUUCAUCAGUCUCAGAUCAGCAGAUGUUUAAUAUCUUGUUCAAACUAAAUUUCUUUAUAUGUCAAAUAUAUGAUUGAAACACCUGAUUAUACAGCAAAAAUAUUUUUUAAUUCAUGCAAGUGUUGCACAAUUUUUUUUUUAUUGUAUGCAUGCAAAAUCAGAUGUUCAAAUGAUUGUUGUUUUUGCCCUCAUGAUUUAUUUCAGUACAAUCAAGCAGCCUGUUUAGUGAGGACAGGAAUCAUGGGAAAAAAACUUUUACAUGUGUUAUGAUCUUUACUUUCAGGUGAUCUUGUUAGCUUCUAUAAUUUUCUGUACAUAGAACACGAAUGGCAGAUAUUGUAGAUCACUUGUACUUUGUUGAUAAUUUAUUUUAAAACUUUUCAAAUUGUUUUGUUGGUUGAAAAUGUCCUCAAAAUAAAGUGUUUACUAAAAGGGA